AUGAACGAGAAUCAGCAAUGGCUCCCACUGGAUAAAGGAAUUGCCAAAAAAAAAGGAGCGCAGAAAGUGAACGAAGGAUCUGUACGUGAAAAAACCGAAUCACGUCAAGAGGAUCGCGAAAACAAAGGCCCAGUGAUAAGCACUGUUAAACCUAGUAAUCGUGGUCCCCGAUCUUCGGUACUUGAGGAGACCAAUAGUUUAACAAAACUUCGUAAACGCGGUGGAACUGUAACUGGUGGGAGCGCCAGUAGCGGAGGAUUAAAAAACCCAGAGACAAAUCGUCGAGCAGUGCGCGGUAGACGUGGUCGUCCAACCGAUGAAUCACGUCGAAAUGACCGGGAUCGUUUGAAUGCAACAGAAGACAAAGAACCAGCCCCAGAUCAAGAUCAUUUGAGAUCGGAGGACGAGGCUGAAACUGAAGAAGAAGAUUGCCCUGUUGAGGGAGGAGAAGAAGACCCUGAGAACGAGGAGAGCGGAGAAGAAUCUGAUUCAAAGCUUAAAACUCGGUUACGAUCCGCACGCCAAGAUACCGAGCUAGAGGAGAAAAAAGAGUUUAAACUAAACCUUAACCAAGACCAGGAGAAACAACAGGAUCUUGAGAAAAAAGUCCACCAGCCUGACAGUAACGUUAUUGCAAAGACUAGUUUGGCUGAUGUUAAACCUGAAGAAGACGAAAGUGAAUCACGUGAGCGGGAUAGAGAGCCCGAACCGCCACCUAGAAUUCCUGAUACUCUAGAUCCUGGGGGUGAUGAUAGUAAAAUAGAGAUUAGCAAUAGAGAUUCCAAUAAAACAAUAGAAGCUGUAACGAGUAAUAAAGAAGAAACUGUUGAUAAGCUUAACAGUGAUAUUGAAAAUUCAAGCAAUCCUAGUCAUAAGCAAGCCAGUGAACUGGUCGAGUGUACGAAUAAGGACGGCAGCGUGCUGGAGAGACUGAGUCCAUUGAACGCUGGGCCGGGGAGGCUGACCCUGCUCCACGACGAGCAGGAGCGUAGCCGGCACAACGAGAGUCCAGUUAUUCUUGCCGAAAGGAUAAACAAGCCUCCCGUGUCCUCUUCUGGAGGAUUGGUGCAUCCGCAUCACAAUAAUAAUCAUAAUCAUCUUCACCAGCAGCAGCAGCAGCAGCAGCUUCAUCAUCACCAAGAACACCAACAUCUUCAACAGUAUCAGCAUUUGCAUCCAAAGUACACUGCCAGUCCGGUGAUCCAUCGGCUGGACUCGGUGAGUCCUCACAGUCACCGCUCACCGUAUCCGAAUCAUCAUCAUCUUCACCAUCAGCAGCAGCUUCAUUAUCAACACCAAGGUGUCUUAGAUAUUGGUGAUAAGUCUAAUCAUAAUUUGGUCCAGCAUCAUCAUCAAUUGUCUUCAACCCGGCACGGCGAUGAUGCCGGUAGUAUCAUGGAGAUGGAGACCGGUGGGAACGGUGCUGCCGUUGGAGGGUUCCCUGGUGUAUCAGGUGUCGCCAGUGGCGUCCGAGGCGCUACGACCUAUGGCGACAGCGGUUCAGAUAGCGGGAUAAGUUCGCUCAGGAGUGCCGGUUCCGGGGAUGAACGUAGUGGAAGCCGUAGCUCGGCUUUGAGCGCUGAAGAAACUACUGGCACAGCAACUACGACUAUUCCAGUUCCAGCGACAACAUCGGUAACUACUACAGUUCCACCGUCAUCAGGCUCAGGUGUUUCGACAACACCAGCUUGCAUUAGGCACGUAUACAGUGUCCAGCAUACCUCACUUAUGAUGGCACAUACCCCACAAUCCUCGGGUUCUACCAUCCCAGUUAGUGCUCCACCGGUUGGUUACCAAACUCCAGCUGCGCCUGCUAGUCAUCAUCAUCAUCAUCCCUCUGCGGAGAUGCUCUGGCGACCACCAAGAUAUCCCCCUCUGCCCCACUCGCUUCUUGCUCCAGGUCAACCUAUGCCUUCUGAGGAGCUG
Molecule: messenger RNA, 1926 nt
Organism: Cotesia congregata
Lineage: Eukaryota; Metazoa; Arthropoda; Insecta; Hymenoptera; Braconidae
Source: the annotation of a GenBank genome assembly